GUCGACCUUCAACUGGAACCUCACCUCACCUCGCAACUCGGAGCUCCAGCUCUUCUGCAGCUCUCGAGUGAGCGCUGCCAUCUCUACGGAGAUAAAUCAACAAAUCUGGGGUAGAAAAUUGGUUAAAAUAAUUACUCAAAAGAUAGAAGGGUUGUUUAUAAUUACAAAAUGGCGUCCAUUGUUCCCUGCCUUGCAGUACGAGGCUCGACGGGGACAAGUUUGGGUCAUGGGCCGCCUACCUAUGAAACGGUCACAGAAUUUCCUCGUGACGUUGGCAAAUCUUGCAAGGCCAUGCUCUUCAGCCCUGAGGGAAGAUAUUUUGCCUGGGUUAAUGGAAUCUCCUUGACGAUAGCACUCACAAAAACUUGGCAAAUCGUAGCUGAAAUUAAAAGGCCUAAGAUCUCUUCCAUAAAUUUCUCUCCAAAUGGGACGUACAUCUCGACUUGGGAACCAUUCAUAGUCUCAAAAACAAACCCUCAAGGAACUCCGAAUCUCUGCAUUUGGAAAUCUGAGAAUGGGGACCUUGUUAAGGAGUUUGUGCAUAGGAAACAAACGGAUUGGGAACCGCAGUGGUCGUCGGAUGAGAAUAUUUGUGGUAUGCUGGUGAAUAGCCAUGUUCUCUUUUACGAAAAUGCAGAUUUUUCAAAGGUUCUUCACAGGAUAAACUUGGGCACCGUGGCAAAGUUCAGUAUAGCUCCAGGAAAUCCACCCUAUCACAUUCUUUGCAAUAUGCCUGGCUCAGCUGGACAGCCAUCGUUUGCAAGGCUAUUUCAAUACCCUAAAUUUGAAACAGGGCAGUCGUUAGCUAACAAGAGUUUUUUUCAGUCUGAUCGAGUGGAUAUUUAUUGGAAUAAUCGAGGUACCAACGUUUUGCUGAUGACCAGCACUGAAGUUGACAAGACCGGGGCCUCCUACUAUGGCAAACAAACCUUGCAUUACCUUGAUACAAAAGGUCAAACAACAAUGGUGAUGCUUGGAAAAGAAGGUCCCAUACAUAGUGUCGAGUGGUCUCCAAAACAUGUGGAAUUCUGUGUAAUCUAUGGAUUCAUGCCGGCCAAAACAACGCUGUUCAACCUGAAAUGUGAAUCUGUUUUUGAAUUCGGUAUCAAACAUCGGAACAGUAUCUACUAUAAUCCACACGGAAACAUUAUGAUUCUUGCUGGUUUUGGUAAUUUGAGCGGUGACGUGGAACUCUGGGAUGCCGGUAGCAGGAAAUUGAUUGCAAGCCUCGACGCCGCUGAUACAACUCUUCUCCGAUGGUCUCCUGAUGGUGAACAUUUUGCCACCGCCACUACGGCUCCAAGACUUCGAAUGGGGAACGGAUUCAAAAUUUGGCACUAUACCGGGACCCUGCUGUACGAGCGACCGUGGAACAAACAAGACGAAUUAUGGGAAGUACUAUGGCAGACCUAUCCUCGUGAGACGUUCAAGGAAAAAUCAAUCAGUUAUAAGGCUGUCGAAGGCAUCGUUCCCAGCCAACCCCAGGCGUCAAAACAGGCUUACAGACCGCCUUCGGCAAGAGGGCAGAUAAUUAAUUUCAAGCUCCACGACGAUGUUGAAGAACCAAGAUCGAAACAAGGUGCCGAUUCCAAUCCCUCCAAGGCUUCACUAAAAAUGAAGAAAAAGCGAGAAGCUAAAAAAGUUAAGAGAGAACUAGAGGUAGCAGCCGCUGUUGGUGCCCCGGCGACGACGACGGUACCAACAACAACAGCAACAACGACGACGCGCCAUCGAACCUCAGCGAAAACCUCUGACGUGAAUGGAACUGCAAACAGUGGCGAAACUGAACAAACCGAUGAUCCCGAAAAAGUGAAGAAGAUAAGGAAAGUCAAAAACAAACUAGACGAGAUAACGAAAUUAAAGCAACGACUCGCGGAAGGUAAGCACCUGGAAAUUAAUCAACUGGAAAAAAUUAAGAAGGAAGCUGAGCUACUCGUCGAAUUCAAAGAAUUGGUUUUGUGAUAUCGCAAUCUUCUCACCAAUUUCCAUGCGAGGUAAUAUGACGACGUGCGGUAAACCAAGGGUAUUGCGUGAUACAUAUUUACUGCUAACGUCUCUUCAAAUGCGGGUAUGAGGUUUUAUCAUAAUUGAAAGAGCGAGUCCUGGAGCGCAAAGCGCACAGGUGAAAUACAACGUCGUUUAUCAAUAUACAAAUUUGACGUAGCUAUACCCACGUGUACGUACUACGUAUAUGCGUCUGUGUGUUUGUGCAUGAACGUUACGUUGCUGACUCACUCACAUGAACUUUUGGAUGCAUCAUAUGAAUGGAAUAUUAAACUAGAUGUUUGUGAACCCUGCCAACGACUCGCAAUGUUAUGUACAGUUUAAUGAAAUUUAUGAACAAUAAAUUAUUAAACUAA
Molecule: messenger RNA, 2360 nt
Organism: Athalia rosae (coleseed sawfly)
Lineage: Eukaryota; Metazoa; Arthropoda; Insecta; Hymenoptera; Athaliidae
Gene: eIF2A
Product: eukaryotic translation initiation factor 2A
Exons: 12
Coding region: 169-1962 (597 amino acids)
Biological process (GO): translational initiation
Cellular component (GO): cytosolic small ribosomal subunit
Molecular function (GO): protein binding; ribosome binding; mRNA binding
Source: RefSeq, a predicted model, not a curated record